AUUUACGUGAAUAUGAGCACAUACACACGCCCGCACGAACAUCAUAAACGCACACAUAAUAAAUUAUAUAUUCAUGUAAUAAUAAAAAAAAACCAUUUACCUAUUUUACCUACAAUUUCCAUUGUUUGAACCAUGUUUAUGACUAAUUAGUGAUACCGUUGUUCCUAUUUCCGUUUUACGUAUUACGUUACGUUAACGUGCACUAGAAUACUCGAUACGAUGAUCAAACAAGAGUAAUAAACUUCACGAUUCUCAGAAAUCCCAUAAUUUCAUUAGUAUUUUGUGAAAUGGAAGACUAUAAAUUCUUAUUUAAAGUAGUACUUGUUGGUAAUGCUGGUGUCGGCAAAACUUGUUUGGUCCGUCGAUUUACGCAGGGAAUGUUCCCUCCGGGUCAAGGUGCAACAAUAGGAGUGGAUUUUAUGAUAAAAACAAUUGAAAUAGACAAUGAAAAAGUCAAACUCCAAAUUUGGGACACUGCAGGACAAGAAAGAUUCCGUUCAAUUACUCAAAGUUAUUACCGAUCUGCACAUGCUUUAAUAUUAAUUUAUGAUAUAACAUCCCAGCCAACAUUUGAUUGCCUUAAUGAUUGGCUUCGCGAGAUUGAUGAAUAUGCAAAUAACAGAGUACUAAGGGUUUUAGUUGGUAACAAAAUAGACAAAGAAGACCGUGAAAUUCCUUCUCAUGUGGGUCAAGAUUUUGCUCAAAGACAUGAUAUGCGCUAUUUAGAAACAUCAGCAAAACAAGCAGACAAUGUAGAAAAAUUAUUUGUUCAAAUUGCUUCAGAAUUAAUGGAGCAAGCUAAAUCCAAAGGAAUAUCAUCAGACAGUCCACAGUCUCUACCAUUCAACACAAGAACUUCUAAAUCCAUUAAUGAUUACUGUUGUAAUCGUUGAAAACUUAAUUAUCAGUAUUAUUUUAUUAUUGUCAUUGAUAUUUAACUGAGCUUAUCACAGGGUAAAUUGUAAUCAAACUAAUACUUUACCUAAAAUCAAUCCAAUAAUAAUGUUUUUAACAAAAAAGA
Molecule: messenger RNA, 1021 nt
Organism: Myzus persicae (green peach aphid)
Lineage: Eukaryota; Metazoa; Arthropoda; Insecta; Hemiptera; Aphididae
Gene: Rab30
Product: ras-related protein Rab-30
Exons: 6
Coding region: 288-893 (201 amino acids)
Cellular component (GO): trans-Golgi network
Molecular function (GO): GTP binding; GTPase activity
Source: RefSeq, a predicted model, not a curated record